Messenger RNA from Meloidogyne enterolobii, 1569 nucleotides. Lineage: Eukaryota; Metazoa; Nematoda; Chromadorea; Rhabditida; Meloidogynidae. The record is from the annotation of a GenBank genome assembly.
AUGUUUAAUUCCAUAUCUGUUAUUCUUUUAUUGUCUUUAAUAUUCCUCAAAAUUUUAUCUUUCCUUCUUAUCAUUAAAACUUCAAAACUUAUUUCCGCACCUAUAAAUUAUGAAAAAAUUGUUUCUAAAGAUAAAGCAGAAACUUCGGCUGUCCCUGUGGAAAAUCAAGUUUACGAUGAUAUCUUAAGAAAAAUCGAGUUAAUUGAAUCAAGAAUGAAACGUAUUGAAAGAGAAAAGCGUUACUCAGAUGCUAACUGUUCUUUAGUUUUUAACAAUUUUAUAGAUGAAUAUUCGCUUGAUAUUUCGAACUUGCUUAAAAAGUUGGAAAUCUUAAAAAAUAAAAUCCAACAAAACUAUCCAAAUAUUUAUCUCCUAUAUUAUCUAAAAGAUUUUUUAUUGAGUAGCGAUGAUUAUGAAAAAUUAAAAUCAUUUGAAAAAUCUCUAAAUUCCUUAGAUUAUCAAGAAUCAAUCAAAGCAACAAUAAAAGAAUUGAUCAAAAUCCGUUUCGAGAUAAACAGUUUUGUACAGGAAAUUGAUCUAGCUAUUAUAAGUAAAAGAUCAGUUGGCGAAUUUUACCUCUUUUCUGAUAGUUUCGAAAGGGAUUCUCAAAUCCUGGAAUCUAUUUUGGAGGAUAUUUUGAAGGAAUUUUUUGAUUUAUGCAAAAAAUAUGGAAUAGUGACUGAUGUUUUUCUAAGGAAAAAAUAUGAAAUAUUAAAAAUAAUAAAGAAAUAUCAAUCAAUGCAUGAUCUGCCAAACGAGUUUCAAAAUUUUAUUUUUAAUUCAAUCGUAACUAAUUUGGAUGAUAUACUGCUACAAAAAUUGCCCCUUAAAGAUGUUAAUCUAGCCGGGGUAAAUCUUAUAAUAAAGAAUGUGAUGACAUCUGGCAUUUUUAAUUUUGCUCAGGAGAAGGCGAUAAAAGUAUUAGCUGAACUAAUUAAUACAAUUGAUCGUUUGAUAUGUAAUGAAAUAGAAUUUAAAGAGUUUACAAGUAAUGAACAGUUAGUCAUAAUCGCUCAGAAUUAUAUGAAGAUCAAUUUACUUCUUUCGUCUAAUAAAAUUUUCUUUGAAUUUUUUAAAUUUAUACGAAAAAUUCACAAUUUUUGGAUGGUUAGAGGGCAAUAUGAUACAGAAUCCAGACAGAUCAAAAUAAAAUGGACAAAAUUCGAGAUUGCCACAGUAUGGUAUUUUCGGGAAAAAUUAAUUCCUGAGUAUUUAACACGAUUAACUAUUAAUUUUGAAUUUAUUGAUAAUCCUGAAUGGCCAAAUGAAUGGUUUAAUCUGAAAGAGUCGGAAAGAAAGGAGGCGGUUGAAUCAAGAAACUUUAUCAAGAUGAUAGAAAAACAAGUUGAAGUAAAUAUGGCUAAACUCCUUAUUUAUUGGGAACGAUUAGAAAAGUGGUUCAACAUAAAUAAAGCAAUUGGCAAGCUGACGGAAGAUAAUAAGUCUCAAGUUGAGGAUCAACUUAAUUUGCAGCGUGAGAACGAAAUUCCAAAUGAUUUAAACAAAAUACUCUUCAGAAUUUUUGUUGACUUGAAGAAAUAUGGAUUGAAUGGGGCUUCUGAACCUUGA